Archocentrus centrarchus (flier cichlid) is the source of this 2028-nucleotide messenger RNA. It is a transcript of the gene gpia, whose product is annotated as glucose-6-phosphate isomerase a. Gene Ontology annotation, molecular function: monosaccharide binding; carbohydrate derivative binding; glucose-6-phosphate isomerase activity. The record is from RefSeq and is a predicted model, not a curated record. Bases 127 to 1788 code for a protein of 553 amino acids. The transcript is spliced from 18 exons. NCBI's taxonomy places the organism in Eukaryota, Metazoa, Chordata, Actinopteri, Cichliformes, Cichlidae. Gene Ontology annotation, cellular component: cytosol. Gene Ontology annotation, biological process: gluconeogenesis; glycolytic process; glucose 6-phosphate metabolic process.
GUGCUCCCGUCCUCCUCCUCCUCCUGUCCCCGCUGUCAGUCAGUCCAGCGCCGGCCACGGAGGUUCGAGUGUCACCGGCAACGUCCGCACCGUCUGCAGCACUGAGAACCGAGCACCGCCGCCAUCAUGGCUCUGACAGCCGACGCAAACUUCCAGAAGCUGCGGCAGUGGCACGAAGCGAACGGCGCAAGCCUCAACAUGAGGGCCAUGUUCGAGUCCGACAGGGAGCGCUUCAGCACGUUCAGCACGACUCUGCAGACUGACGAUGGUGACAUCUUGAUCGACUACUCCAAGAAUCUGAUCAACCAGGAUGUCAUGGCCAUGCUCGUGGCCCUGGCCAAGUCUCGGGGUGUGGAGGAGGCGCGGGAGAAGAUGUUUUCUGGAGAGAAGAUCAACUUCACCGAGGGCCGUGCCGUACUCCAUGUCGCUCUGAGGAAUCGCUCCAACACACCGGUCCUUGUCGAUGGCAAAGACGUGAUGCCAGAGGUCAACAGAGUUCUGGACAAGAUGAAGGCCUUCUGUCAGAGAGUUCGCAGCGGUGAUUGGAAAGGCUUCAGUGGGAAGAGCAUCACGGACGUGGUGAACAUCGGCAUCGGAGGCUCCGACCUGGGACCUCUGAUGGUGACCGAGGCUCUGAAGCCGUACUCGGCCGGAGGACCAAAUGUGUGGUUUGUCUCCAACAUCGACGGGACUCAUAUGGCCAAGACCCUGGCCCAGCUGAACCCGGAGACCACGCUCUUCAUCAUCGCCUCCAAGACCUUCACCACCCAGGAGACCAUCACCAACGCCGAGUCUGCCAAAGACUGGUUCCUGCAGACGGCCGGUGAUAAAUCUGCUGUGGCCAAACACUUCGUGGCUCUGUCCACCAACGCAGCCAAGGUGAAGGACUUCGGCAUCGACACGGCGAACAUGUUCGAGUUCUGGGACUGGGUCGGAGGUCGUUACUCACUGUGGUCGGCCAUCGGUCUGUCCAUCGCUCUGCACGUAGGCUUUGAAAACUUCGAGCAGCUUCUUGCAGGAGCUCACUGGAUGGACAACCAUUUCCGCAGCACCCCCCUGGAGCAGAAUGCUCCCGUGCUGCUUGCCGUCCUCGGCGUCUGGUACAUCAACUUCUUCCAGGCCGAGACUCACGCCAUGCUGCCCUACGACCAGUACAUGCACCGCUUCGCCGCCUACUUCCAGCAGGGCGACAUGGAGUCCAAUGGGAAGUACAUCACCAAAGAUGGCGCCCGUGUCAACUACCACACCGGACCAAUUGUGUGGGGCGAGCCAGGGACCAACGGGCAGCACGCCUUCUACCAGCUCAUCCACCAAGGUACUCGUAUGAUUCCUGCUGACUUCCUCAUUCCUGCUCAGUCUCAGCAUCCAAUCAGAAACAACCUCCACCACAAGAUCCUGGCAGCAAACUUCCUGGCUCAGACCGAAGCUCUGAUGAAGGGAAAGACUCCAGACGAGGCCCGUAAAGAGCUGGAGGCCGCCGGCAUGACGGGAGACGCUCUGGAGAAGCUGCUGCCUCACAAAGUUUUUCUGGGGAACAAACCAAGCAACUCGAUUGUCUUCAAGAAGCUCACCCCGUUCAUACUGGGAGCACUGGUCGCCAUGUAUGAACACAAGAUCUUCGUCCAGGGCGUCAUGUGGGACAUCAACAGCUACGACCAGUGGGGGGUGGAGCUUGGGAAGCAGCUCGCCAAGAAGAUCGAGCCGGAGCUGAAGGACGACUCGGAGGUGACCUCCCACGACUCGUCCACCAACGGCCUCAUCAACUUCCUGAAGAAGAACUUCGCCUGAACCCCGAGCCCAUGUUAGACGACGUCAUCCUCCACCCUGAUUGGUUGAAUGAUGUUUGUCUUGAUAUGCGCUGUGAGCACUUCCUGUCUGUGAUCUGCGUGCUAACGAGUCUUCGUGUGUAGAUGUGUCCAUCCUGAAGGAGCGGUCGAUGUCCCGUAAAACGUGCACAUUUGUGUAGGUGACCUUACCCCCACGCUUAGUGAGCUGACAUUCAAAAUAAAAGCCCAUUUGUCACCGAUA